CCAUAAAAAAUAUAACACACACACACACACUGAGAGAGAGAAUUUCCUUCUCUCUCUACCCCUUUCUCUCUCUCUGUCUCUCUCUCUCUCUAUAUAUAUAUAUAUAUGAAAAAAUAGUGCAAGUCUGCAACCAACCAAACCAUCAAGCAUGGGGUUCUUGAUUGAUCCAUGCUUGAUUCGGGCCCUUUUCUCUUUCUACAUGCUGUCAAUAAUUUUCGCUACCUCAUCAUUAGCAGCAGCCAAAACCAGGCAUUUCAAAUGGGAGGUGGAGUACAUGCACUGGUCUCCAGACGGCCCGGAAAGCGUGGUUAUGGGCAUCAACGGCCAGUUUCCAGGCCCGACCAUCCGCGCUCGGGCCGGCGAUACCGUGCACGUCGAGCUCACCAACAAGCUCCACACUGAAGGAGUUGUCAUCCACUGGCACGGAAUCCGACAGAAAGGGACGCCGUGGGCAGAUGGGACAGCGUCUAUCUCACAGUGUGCUACUAAUCCUGGAGAAACGUUUGUCUACAGGUUUAAAGUUGACAGGGCGGGCACAUACUUUUACCAUGGGCACUACGGGAUGCAAAGAUCAGCAGGGUUGUAUGGGUCCCUAAUCGUUGACGUGGCGGAAGGAGAGAAGGAGCCGUUCCACUAUGAUGGGGAGUUCAACAUUCUGCUCAGUGAUUGGUGGCAUAAGAGCUCCCAUGAACAAGAGGUUGAUCUCUCCUCUAACCCCAUGCGCUGGAUUGGUGAGCCACAGACGUUGCUGAUUAAUGGGAGAGGGCAGUUCAAUUGCUCGUUAGCGGCGCGUUUUAGCAGUUCCUCAACAGCAAACGAGUGCAGGUUAAGAGGAAAUGAGCAGUAUGCACCCCAAAUCCUCCGUGUUCAGCCAAACAAGACCUACAGGCUCAGAAUAGCCAGCUCCACUGCAUUGGCUUCCCUCAACUUGGCCAUUGGGAAGCACAAGUUGGUGGUGGUGGAAGCCGAUGGCAACUAUCUCCGGCCAUUUUCAGUGGACAACAUCGACAUAUACUCCGGUGAGAGCUACUCAGUCCUCUUUACAACCAAUCAAGAUCCCUCCAACAACUACUGGAUAUCGACCAACGUACGAGGCCGAGAGCCCAAGACGCCGCCCGGCCUAACCAUACUCAACUACAGCCCGACAUCGGCCUCAAAGCUCCCCAAUUCACCACCACCCGUCUCACCACGAUGGGAUGACUACGGCUCCAGCAAGGCCUUCUCGAACAAGAUUCUUGCCCUCACCGGCACGCCUAAGCCCCCAACUACAUCCGACAGGAGAAUAGUCCUCUUAAACACUCAAAAUUUCAUGGACGGACACACCAAAUGGGCUAUCAACAAUGUGUCAUUAGUCCUCCCUGCCACCCCUUACUUAGGCUCCAUCAGGUUCGGCCUGAGCAACGCUUUCGACAAGAAACGCCCUCCCGACAACUUCAAACACGACUACGAUGUAAUGAAGCCCGCGCCUAAUCAGAACACAACAUCCGGAAACGGAGUCUACGUGCUGAAAUUCAACACAACAGUUGAUGUCAUACUGCAGAAUGCAAAUGCCCUCAAGGCGAAUGUGAGUGAAAUCCACCCCUGGCAUUUACAUGGCCAUGACUUCUGGAUUCUUGGCUACGGAGAAGGGAAGUUUACAGAGAGCGACGUCUCGAAAUUCAACUUGAAGAACCCUCCCUACAGGAACACGGCCGUCAUUUUCCCCUACGGAUGGACUGCACUGAGGUUCGUGGCGGAUAAUCCAGGCGUGUGGGCGUUCCACUGCCACAUCGAGCCCCAUUUGCAUAUGGGGAUGGGAGUCGUUUUCGCGGAGGGCGUUCGACGCGUGAAGAGGAUCCCUAAUGAGGCUCUUGCCUGUGGCUUAACAGGGAAGUUGCUGAUGAACAAUGUGCACAAAUGAGACUAAUCAGCUAUCAGUUCUCAGCAUUUUCCACGUUCUUUUUUUGGUUGUUUUCUUGUGUUCUUGAUCAGAGUUGGCUCGGUUAAUUGAGAGGAAAAAUCCACCGAACUACUGCUAUUUAUGAUCUGUGCAUGUUUGUUAAUUCAAGUUCAGGUACAUGAA
Messenger RNA from Sesamum indicum (sesame), 2062 nucleotides. RefSeq names its product L-ascorbate oxidase. Gene Ontology annotation, molecular function: oxidoreductase activity; copper ion binding. NCBI's taxonomy places the organism in Eukaryota, Viridiplantae, Streptophyta, Magnoliopsida, Lamiales, Pedaliaceae. Gene Ontology annotation, cellular component: plasmodesma; extracellular region. The record is from RefSeq and is a predicted model, not a curated record.